Messenger RNA from Closterium sp. Naga37s-1, 305 nucleotides. The record is from the annotation of a GenBank genome assembly. NCBI's taxonomy places the organism in Eukaryota, Viridiplantae, Streptophyta, Zygnematophyceae, Desmidiales, Closteriaceae.
GGGAGACCUUUUCGGAGGGGGGCUACGAAGGAGUUCCCGACAAGAAGGUGGUGAAUUGGCCACACGUGGCCUCGUGGCCCAAUGUGCCGACGGUGGCAACCCCGAGCGCGAAGGGCGAGGCAGGCGGCAUUGAGUGCUGUGUUACGGCUAGGCUCAGCCCGAAUGGCAAGGCCUACAUGGUGCUGAUAGGUCACUGCGUGUUGGAGCAGUGGGAGUUGCGCCUGGUGAUUCUCGCCUUCGUCGAGAUGCCUAACGGGCAUGGGGGGAAGGAUAUCGCCAAGGCGGUGGAGAAGUUGGUGGAGUAG